Panicum hallii is the source of this 1656-nucleotide messenger RNA. RefSeq names its product beta-1,3-galactosyltransferase pvg3-like. Gene Ontology annotation, cellular component: Golgi membrane. The transcript has a single exon. The coding region runs from base 523 to 1584 and encodes 353 amino acids. Lineage: Eukaryota; Viridiplantae; Streptophyta; Magnoliopsida; Poales; Poaceae. Gene Ontology annotation, molecular function: hexosyltransferase activity. The record is from RefSeq and is a predicted model, not a curated record.
AAUAGAGCCAUCUUACUCCUGGCUCGAGAAAAAAAAAGAGGUAUACAAGAUAGUAAUUCAAAUGGUGUAAAUAGCUGAGUCAAGCUGGCCAAGUUCUUGUGCAAUGUCCUCCAGCAUCUCUCUAUACAUUGGCGUGCCUCUGUUUAUCCGUUGACUCCAGCAGGUUACGCUCCCCCAAGAUCAGGCCUCGCAUGUCGCGCCUCCUUCCCUUCCAUUCCGCUGACUGAUCCGCCCCGCCGUCGCCUACCUUUACGCAAAGCGUCGCCAUUGCCGUCCUCGCCAAGCUCCCCCCAACUCCACCACGACGAUCACACGGAAUCUUCAAUGUUGGCAUCAUAUCCCUCGUCGCUCCCACUUGCAUAGAAGCACGCGUACUCUUAAUUUUCCAUGGCAGAGGCUCAGAAAUUCUUGUGAAUAAUAACUAGCUAUAGUAGCAACACCUCCCCCAGUCGGAGCAGGAUCAACCGCGUCGAAGCUGCUCUGCAACAACGACGACUCUGUUUCUUGCUUGCAAAUCGAUCGAUGCCGUCGUCGCCGCCGAGAAAUCUGCUCAAGUCCACGGGCAACAACAGCAAGCUCGGAGACCACCACCCGGUGAACAGUCUCCACGCUGCCAUGAAGAGGCACAGCGGCUUCCCCCGGCUGUCGGCCUCCAGCAAGGCGUUGGUCCUGCUGCCCCUCGUGCUGCUGGCCUUCAUCUUCUUUUUCGUGUACCCCAAGGAGUUCGAGCUGCAGGCGAUGAUGAGCGCGUGCGCCCCGCCGGCGACGGGGGCGUACGCGGCCUCCUCCUCGCGCCUCGCGGAUCCGGCCGUGGUCCGGAAGCCCGAUUUCCGGCUGCUCAUCGGCGUGCUCACCCGCGCGGACCUGUACGAGCGCCGGCACCUGCUGCGCAUGGUGUACGGGCUGCAGCUCGCGCCGGGCAACAACCUGACGGCGCACGUGGACGUGCGCUUCGUCUUCUGCCGGCUGUACAAGGACGACCAGCGCGUGCUGGUGCCGCUGGAGAUCCUCGCCCACGACGACGUGAUCAUACUCGACGGGUGCGAGGAGAACCUCAACGGCGGCAAGACGUACACGUUCCUGUCGACGGUGGCGGCGCUCUACGCCGACGAGCCGUACGACUACGUGAUGAAGGCCGACGACGACAUCUUCUUCCGGCUGCCGCAGCUGGUGGACUCGCUGGGCGCCAUGCCCCGGGAGGACAUGUACUACGGCGCCACCAUCCCGUGCGACAGCAUGGACCCGUUCCGGGAGUACAUGGCCGGCAUGGGGUACGCGCUCUCCUGGGACCUGGUGGAGUGGAUCGCCACCUCCGAGGUGGCGCGCAACCACAGCGUGGGCACGGAGGACAUGCUCACCGGGCUCUGGCUGCGGAUCGGGGACAAGGGGAAGAACCGGUUCAACGCCAAGCCGGCCAUCCACGACUACCGCAACCCGGUGCCGGUGGACCAGUGCGAGCACGAGUUCAUGCCCAGCACCAUCGGCGUGCACCGCCUCAAGAGCAACCCGCGGUGGGCGGAGGCGCUCAAGUACUUCAACUUCACCGCGGGGCUCCAGCCCUCCAAGUUCUACAAGAUUGACUAGCUCUUCCUCUUGUUUUUGCCCCCCCCCCUUUUUGUACUGCACGAUUGAUUUAUACUCUGCUAAUUUUCAGCA